Messenger RNA from Eupeodes corollae, 729 nucleotides. RefSeq names its product lachesin-like. Gene Ontology annotation, cellular component: axon; plasma membrane; neuronal cell body. The transcript has 4 exons. Gene Ontology annotation, biological process: homophilic cell-cell adhesion; synapse organization. The record is from RefSeq and is a predicted model, not a curated record. Lineage: Eukaryota; Metazoa; Arthropoda; Insecta; Diptera; Syrphidae. Gene Ontology annotation, molecular function: axon guidance receptor activity. The coding region runs from base 1 to 729 and encodes 242 amino acids.
AUGGACUCAAAAAAUUUGCAUUUCUAUUCGGUACCAAUUCCAGUUCAAACACACAAUCAACCUGUGGGAUCAUUCCAUUUACCAUCGUCGUCGGACAAUGACAAUCCAACAAUAGCACCGAAAUUCCUCUCCCGAGGCCAUCUUUACAAAGUGAUUGUCGGUGAGACCAUCGAACUGCCAUGUAAAGUUCAAAAUCUCGGCUCCUUCGUUUUACUAUGGCGAAAAGGAUCGUCUGUCCUUACUGCAGGACAUUUGAAAAUCUCUCGGGACUCUAGAUUUAAAAUUGUCGGAGACUAUAAUCUACAGAUAAAUGGUGUAAAGACUCAAGAUGCCGGCGAUUAUAUUUGCCAAUUGGGAGACCAAGAGAAUCGUGACCAAGUCCAUACAGUUGAGAUUUUAGUACCGCCCACCUUAAGAGCCCUGCCACACAAUGGACAAGUGACAGCACGUAAGGGCAGUACGGUAACAUUGGAAUGCAAAGCAUCUGGGAAUCCGGUGCCAACGAUUUUCUGGUUUAAAAAGGACGUCUUCUCCGGGCCAACACAUCUCUCGGAUAGUUCAACACUAAUCUUGGAGAAUGUCGACCGACAUCAUGCCGGCAUAUAUCAGUGCUCAGCAGAUAACGGUGUCAAGGAAAGGGUCUCCAUGGACAUCCAGCUGACCAUAUUGUUUUUAAGAGGAACAGGAGAAGGAGUUAAGGUGAGGACUACCCUCUCACUCAGUUGGUGA